CCGGAUCCAGAAGGAGAAAUGUCCGUUUAUAUGGAAGACAACGGUGACCCAGAGUACAAGUUGGGGAAUUCUCGGUGGUAUCCUUUAGGAAACGGCUCUUACGCCAACAAGUGCGAAGAGAUUUUGUUCAACGAAGCCGUCACGACCGCUCGCCUUCGCAUCGACUAUCUCCCCAACAACACGUUGGUCGCUGCUGCAGACUAUAUGCGUGUUAUAGGGCGACCGACAAUAUACUUUGUGGGUUUGUUCUUCAACGUGCUUUGUGUGUGUGUCCUGUUGAGGCGGGGAUUACGCAGAGUGGCCACUUGUAAUAUCAUGAUAGCUUUGGCUGUCGCUGACUGCUGUACCAUGAUCAACGGCAUCUUCUACUGGGUCGAGUACGAGCUCCUUCAUCCAGCGAUGACAGCCAGUAGAGGGCUCUGUGGUCUGACUGUAUUCACGGUGUAUUUCGCACCUGAAAUGAGUGCGUGUAUGAUAAUGUUGAUGAGCGGGGAGAGACUCCUCAGACAUAUUAACACUCCAAAACACGAGGUAUUUUUUUCAAUAAGGAAAACUCGGAUUUACAUCUUUGCGAUCGCGGUUUUCCUCAUCAUUUUGAACAUCCCUAUCCCUUUAUUUGAUAUUUAUUUCUUUGAGUGUGGGCGGCAGAUAUGCUGGAAUAUCUACCACGAUUCUCCAGAACUCCUGAAAAUACACAAUGAUAAUUCAGGCGAUGUCGCAGAUUACUAUUCGGCAUACAAAUGGGUGGCUCUAUCGAUAUAUUGGAUCAUUCCUUUUUUCGGCUUGCCAAUCAUUAACACCAGGCUAGUGUGUGCCGUCUGGAAAGAUAAUAAGAAGAAAGGGUCGCAAGUACCGGAACCCUCCAUACCAACCCCAGACUCCGGUGUAUAUAGAGACUGGCAAGUCGAAGAACAGAAGAGCGUCACUAGAAUGCUCAUCUCCGUUACAGUGGCAUACUGGAUCAUGACAACGGGAUUCAACAUGAUUCAGGCUAAUAUUAUCAAAAUAUAUGGGUCUACUACCGAUUACGAGAGAGCAAAGUUUUCUAUGAUUUACACAGUUUUCAUACUAUUAUUUUACAUGAAUCAUGCCUCGAAUUUCUUUCUUUACUGCUUGAGUGCCCGCCCAUACAGGGAAGAAUUAAAAGCAAUGUGGCUUGAUGCCAAAGAAUUAAUUUACAUAAAAAUUUGGAUAAAGAUGAAGGAAGCUAGAAGGUCCCACGUGCGCAGAAGUACCUCUUCUUAUGGCAGCAUGCCUCACCUCGCCGCCAAUCAGGAUGUGUGACGUACAUGGUACAUAGCCUUCGUAACUUUCACUUUUCAUGCUGUUAUAGUAACAAAAACGACAUUGUGUGGAAUUUGCUUUUUAUUACCUAGUUCGUUUUCCUAUUUAAUGACUCGUAGUAAAAACCAAUUGUGUUUGAUAUACUAACCAGAUAUAAAAUAUAUCUAACACUG
Molecule: messenger RNA, 1457 nt
Organism: Lingula anatina
Lineage: Eukaryota; Metazoa; Brachiopoda; Lingulata; Lingulida; Lingulidae
Cellular component (GO): membrane
Molecular function (GO): G protein-coupled peptide receptor activity
Source: RefSeq, a predicted model, not a curated record